AUGCGGCAGGGGCGAAGCCACUCGCGUCCCAACACCGCUUACGGCAAGGAAUUGGGACUUGCCUUAAGUGGACUUCAUGUCGUACUUGCUACCCUCAAGGCAAAACUCUACACCACCCACUCCAGACCGAAUUCUCAUCCACUUCGGUUCCCUCACCAUUCCCGAGCUCGACGGUUAACCAAGUUUCCACACUCCAGCAUGCAGUUUUUGAUACAUAUUAUAGCUCUGAAUCUUUUGGUUUUCGGAUUCUGCAUUGCGAACGAACAACAAGACAAAGACAACAAAUGUACUCUUUUUUGCUACAGACCUGAGCCGGAAUCGCCCUUGCAAGCAAUUUGUGGAACCGGGAACCGGAAUCGCUUUGAGGCAGAGCCACAUAGUUAUACAGUGAAACCGGCCAAUCCAACCAAAAAUCUUCCGGGAGGUAUCAUAGGAUAUUUUAAUUGCGUUGGCACGCAAACUGAUAACUCCUACUGCUGUAACACCCCAAUCAUUUUCCCCAAGAGCAAUGUAACGACUAUUCCACACAAGCAAUUUAUCGCGCAAUGCACCGCCACUGGACCGAUGAGGGUCACACCAAAACAGUGUGCUUAG
Messenger RNA from Puccinia graminis f. sp. tritici CRL 75-36-700-3, 594 nucleotides. RefSeq lists its product as uncharacterized. Lineage: Eukaryota; Fungi; Basidiomycota; Pucciniomycetes; Pucciniales; Pucciniaceae. The transcript is spliced from 4 exons. The record is from RefSeq and is a predicted model, not a curated record. Bases 1 to 594 code for a protein of 197 amino acids.